This is a messenger RNA of Papilio machaon (common yellow swallowtail), 1092 nucleotides long. RefSeq lists its product as uncharacterized. Lineage: Eukaryota; Metazoa; Arthropoda; Insecta; Lepidoptera; Papilionidae. The transcript has 3 exons. The coding region runs from base 1 to 1092 and encodes 363 amino acids. The record is from RefSeq and is a predicted model, not a curated record.
AUGGAAGUGAAAAAAGAAGACUGUGCGGAAUAUUUUGCGGAGUACUUUCUUUCGGUGUAUAGCUCCAAGCCGCCGAACUUAGACCCACGAUCGGCUGAGCGGACGGCGGCGCGGGUGCUGUCCGGCGCGGACUCGGCGCGCGUGCAUAUAGGCCAGGUCAAUUCCCGGCUCUCUGACGCGCAGCACGGCUUCCGUAAGGGUCGAAACACGGAGAGUAACUUGUUGUCCUUCGUAUCGGAACUAGCGCCUGCCGUGGACGCCGGAAGACAGGUCGACACUGCUGACGACUGCUUGCGAUUGCAACGGGACAUCGACAGCGUGUUGCAAUGGAGUAAGGACAACAAGUUGUUCUUCAACGUGAACAAGUGCUGUGUGAUAUCGUAUAGCCGCGCGCGUGCGCCACUGCACCACCCCUACGUGCUGGAUACGAGCCUCGUCCCGCGCGUAUCCCACGUCCGUGAUUUGGGAGUCGAGAUGGUCGAGGAAUUGAACUUCCGAAACCACAUUGCGAAUAUCUGUAGGAAAUCGUUUAGAAAUCUCGGUUUUAUUAUUAGACAAUGUAAGAAUUUUGAAAAUGCGCUGGUAAUAAAAACUUUAUAUAACGCAUUAGUUAGGAGUCAUCUAGAAACGAGUAGUUCCAUUUGGAGUCCCCAUGAAAAAAAAUACAGUCUGAUGGGAGAAAGAAUUCAAAAUAAGUUUACGCGGUUCCUGUAUUACAAGCAGUACGGAGUUUAUCCUUGCUUCCCGCAAAUGUAUCCGAGUUUAUUUGUGAAUGGUAUGGUCGGAUACAGCACGUUGCGAGUGCGUCGGGACGUGGCCCUCGUGCGCAGCGUGUGGCGCGUCCUGCGCGGCGCGGUAUGCCGGCCAGCCGUGCUAGCAGCGCUGCGCCUGCGUGUCCCUGACUGCGUGGUUCAGGUGCGCCGCCGCCCGCCAUUGUUUCUCGAGCCCACCGCUAGGACGAAUCUAUUGGAAAAUGCUCCUAUAGUGCGGGCUAUACGGCUUCUUAAUAUCGUAUCGAGGGAUAUAGAUAUAUUUAGUUGCAGCGAGCCGAAAUUCACAGAGGCUGCCUACAGAUGUGUGGAAGACGUCUGA